AACACUCUAUCGAAAUGUUAGUCGUAUCCGUUUUUAAAAUAUUCGAAACACCUCCAUUCCUAAAAAAUUUAAAUGUUCCAUAGUUUUUAUUAAAUUAGCAGUAUACUCACAUAUAAAAUUCUGUUGUAGAAAUCACAGACCAAGCCAGAAACAUAUCGUGCAUCUCAUCCCAUUCGGAAUCUCUUCUGGCGGCCACAUGGAUGUGCUCUCUAUAACGCAGAAGGUGCUCGUACGCCGUACGGAUGGACGGGUCCAUCAGGCGAGUAUCAUCAAGCUGGAUGGCGGCAUCAACAACUCUGUGACCGUGGAGUGGCCCGAGGGCGAUUGUACGCGAGGCAAGGAGAUUGCACUGAGCCAGAUUAUCGAAUUGAAUCCGGAUAUCUUUGCGGUACAGCGAAAAGGGCACAUGGCAGGAACAGGAACAGGAAUGGUGUCCAUUCCGCCCAGAGCUACCACAGUGAGCGCUACCAGAAUGUGGAACAUCCUGAUGCAACGUCUGCCGGCUGGCAGCUCACCGAUUUCCAUGCGCCGUCUGAAGGUGGGAAGUGCCACGCCCAGGCAGCGGUCGCCCAGCCGGCAGGAGCGGCAUCAGCAGCGGGAAGUUCGGGGCGGAUCUGAUCGAUGUGACUCCAACUGGGACACUGCCAGGAUGAUUCGCUUUUAUCGAAUGCAGAUGGAGAGCCGGCCGCUGGAGGAUCUGGGCUUUCCGGGACCCCUCAAGCGGCACGGUAUCGUGGUGUGUGUGCGAAAGCGCCCCCUUAGCCGGAAGGAGCUGGCCGAGCGCGAGCUGGACGUGAUCAGCAUGCCCCGUGCGGACAUGCUGGUGGCGCACUCGCCGCGCCGGCACGUGAACCUUGUGCGAUUCCUUGAGAACCACAACUUCCGCUUCGACUAUACCUUCGACGAGGCCUGCUCGAACGCCACCGUCUACAACUACACUGCCCGCCCCCUGAUCCGGCACAUCUUCGAAGGCGGAAUGGCCACGUGCUUCGCUUACGGCCAGACCGGGAGCGGCAAGACCCACACCAUGGGGGGAGAGUUCACGGGAAAGCAGCAGAACGGAAUGGACGGCAUCUAUGCGAGGGCGGCCGCCGAUGUGUUCAGCACUUUGCAGGAGCCGUCGAAUGCCAGCCUGGGACUGAAGGUGGCCUGCAGCUUUUUCGAGAUCUACGGAUCGCGGAUCUACGACCUGUUGACACCGGGCAAGGAGCAGCUUCGCGUCCUCGAGGAUGGCCACCAGCAGGUCCAGGUGGUGGGUCUCGCCGAGAGGCCAGCGUGCAGCACCGCCGAUGUCCUGGCGCUUCUAGAGCUGGGCAACUGUGCACGCACCUCGGGCCAGACCUCGGCCAACUCCAAGUCCUCUCGCUCCCACGCCAUAUUCCAGAUUGUUCUGCGUACCGUCGAGACGUACCGUCUGCAUGGAAAGCUAUCGCUGAUCGAUCUGGCGGGGAACGAGCGGGGGGCGGACAACUCCAGUGCGGAUCGCAGGACCCGCCUGGAAGGCGCCGAGAUCAACAAGUCCCUGCUGGUGCUCAAGGAGUGCAUCAGGGCCCUGGGUCGCCAAGCGGCCCACAUUCCAUUUCGCGGCUGCAAGCUAACCCAGGUGCUGCGCGACUCCUUCAUCGGAAAGAAGGUAAAGACCUGCAUGAUAGCGACGAUCUCGCCGGGUCUGCGCUGCGUGGAGCACACACUGAACACCCUCCGCUAUGCGGAUCGGGUCAAGGAGCUCACGGCGCAGACCGUGUCCCCAAAGCGUUUGGUGCGAUCCAAUUCGUUGGAGGCUGCCACGUCCAUGUCGGGUACCAGCCUGCCAAUGAAUUCCCUGCCGGAUAUCAUCAGUCCGAUCCAUGCUUCGCAAUCGCUGACCAAUCUGGAAUGGUUUGUCUCCUCCACAUCCCUACGGGACGCGGAAAACCACUCGGGCCGAACGACCCGAACACGUCGAUCCUUGGAUAUGGAUACUCUGACCUACUGCCAAAAUCCCAAAGAGAACAGAAGACCCGAACGGGAACAGUUUAAUCCUCUUACUUUAUCGGAACCGGUACUGGAACCGGUACUGGAAUCGGUACUGGAACCGGAGGUGAACCGAAGGAACUUGGACGUAUUCCAAAAUGCCUCGGUGCUGAUGGCCAAAGCCAUGGACUUGGUCAACAAGUCCCAUGGGCACGAUCCAUAAAACAUGAUUUCUACAACACACACAAAUCCAUCUAUCUAAUAAUGGAUCUGAAUAAACAGUAUCAAUGGGAGUUCAAUCUUUAAAUAAGACUCGAAUUUCUCUGAGAACCC
This is a messenger RNA of Drosophila obscura, 2286 nucleotides long. It is a transcript of the gene Klp59C, whose product is annotated as kinesin-like protein Klp59C. Gene Ontology annotation, molecular function: microtubule binding; ATP binding; microtubule motor activity. The transcript has a single exon. The record is from RefSeq and is a predicted model, not a curated record. Gene Ontology annotation, biological process: microtubule-based movement. NCBI's taxonomy places the organism in Eukaryota, Metazoa, Arthropoda, Insecta, Diptera, Drosophilidae. Bases 197 to 2176 code for a protein of 659 amino acids.